AAAAAAGUUUGAGAACCACUGCUGUAACUUAUUAAAUCAAGUUGAAUUUGCUUUACUUAUCUCUUUAUACUAUCACUUUAUUUUUUACGUUACAGGCACUAAUCCCUGGCCAAUAAGUUGAAAUGACUUGUAAUUCCAAGUUGAUUAAACUUGAAAAUGUAAUUGCAACACAGAUUCUUUUGGGAAAUUCCGUUGCAGAGAUAUACUGGAUUGUUGGGAAAUGCCGAGGGGGGAUUGGGAAUUCCUCUAGCUAGCUCUAGGAUAUAAAGCAUGGAGUCUCAUUCACUACUUUCACUUUAAGCUCCAAGCUCUCUCUAAAGCCGAGACAACAACCUAAGGUGAAAGUCCUGCAUUGCAACCUAUUGAUUUCACUUGGACAUUUACUAUGGGAUUUUUCCUCAAAGCUCUCGUUCUCCUGCAGCUUGCUGUUGUGUUCAUUCAGCUAAGUGGAGGUCAACCAAUAUAUGACAGAUGCUGGUGCCUGAAUACUUUGAAGAGAAAUGUGCCAAGAGAAAAAAUCAUGGAGUUUUCCAUUUCCCCGCCAAGAAAGCAAUGCAAAAAUACUGAGAUCAUAUUAACACUAAAACCAGAAAAUACCAAGUCUGAAGGACAGCAGCGUUGUCUGAGUCCAGAAACAAUACAAGCUUCUAACCUACAGAAGUGCUGGAACAGGGUAAACGCAAACAGCACCAGGGAUGUGGUUAAGAUCUCUGAGUGUUUCCCAAACCAUAAAUGAAAGUACGGAGGGGGAAAGCUGGAAAUUCCAGAAAUCUUGCACAUGGAAUUCCAUCCCGUCACAUGGCCUGCUGCACUCCACCAUCCUGGGAAUAAAGGGGUUGGCCGUUGUGCAGAUGAUGAGAAAUCACGGGAGAGCUGAAGACACCUGGAACACAGCCAGUGACUGUCAGACGCAGAUGUUUCAUUGCUGUUUAAGCCAAGCACUACCAAUACAGAAUACCAAGCAGUAUUUAAAUGAACUCAUUAGUAUUUAUUUAAGUAUUUAACUUAUUUUACACUCUCAGAAUAAUGAAAGGAACAAGAAGGUAAAAAAGUUGUCACUGGGGCAGCAACCUUUCAAAAAGUAUCUAUAUAUGUGCAGUGACAACUUUUGUAACUUUUUUUCUGAGAGUAUGUGCACACUGUGUAGAUGUCGUACUGUACAGUAUGUCACUUGAAGGAACUAUUUGUGUGUGAUCUGUGUAUGUUAAAUUAAUACAAUUUAUAAAUAUGUUACAUAAAAGACAUUUUCAAGUUACUUAA
Molecule: messenger RNA, 1260 nt
Organism: Paramisgurnus dabryanus
Lineage: Eukaryota; Metazoa; Chordata; Actinopteri; Cypriniformes; Cobitidae
Product: C-X-C motif chemokine 3-like
Biological process (GO): immune response
Cellular component (GO): extracellular region
Molecular function (GO): chemokine activity
Source: RefSeq, a predicted model, not a curated record